AUGCAUUACACUCCAAGCCCUCCUCCCGCGCCUACACCAGCGCAGCGACCUCGCCCUUAUCACUGGAAAAAGGACGUCACAAACUACUACGACGCAGUGCUAGAUGAUAAGGACUUCCAUAUUCGAAAAACCUGGUGCCACGUCCUCGGCCAAUAUCUGGACGACAAGGACGUCAGGGCUACCCACAUUGUACCGUGGUUCCUGAACAUGCCCAAGAUAUCACAGGUCCUCUUUGGGAAUAAAUGGGAGCCUCUGCUAGGACCUUCGAAUUCUCUUCUCAUGGGUGGCAACAUCAAGCUCUGGUUUGACAAGUUCCAGCUGGUCAUUGUGCCAGUGCGUCUCGGACAACUACCCAUACAAUGGCGGGCCGAACUUCUUGACAGCGCCAUCCUUCGAAAGUUCGUUUUCCCGUUGAAGCAACAGAGCGCACUAGACUUCAAUUCAGUCAAUGACCGGAUUCUCAGCUUUUGCGGCGAUAGUCGCCCGGAUCCCAGAUACCUCUACCUUCACUUUCUAAUCGCACUGAUUCGGCUUAAGGCGAUGAAUAAACCGGGAUGGCAGCAGCGGUGGGCUCGGUUCCGAGCAAUAAAGCCCUUUAAUGACGUUGGUGCAUUUAUAGACACGAAUGUCUUGGCUAUCCUCGUGGCUCAGUUUGGCAAUGGACGAGCCAGUCUUCCAACCGAUUUAAGGCUUGUGACGGACUUCCUGAGGACCAAUAGCGUGGCAAGACCGAUUUCCAUGGAUGCCCGUGCGUUUUGUAUAUUUGGACAAGAAGCCAGACUAGCCAUUGAAGAAAAGGCGGCGUCCAAUAUUGUCUUGGAAGAUGAGGAAGCGGAGGAUAGGAAGUCGGCGCCGGGUUGGAUCGAGAAUGUAUGA
Molecule: messenger RNA, 876 nt
Organism: [Torrubiella] hemipterigena
Lineage: Eukaryota; Fungi; Ascomycota; Sordariomycetes; Hypocreales; Clavicipitaceae
Source: the annotation of a GenBank genome assembly